Adineta ricciae is the source of this 1377-nucleotide messenger RNA. Lineage: Eukaryota; Metazoa; Rotifera; Eurotatoria; Adinetida; Adinetidae. The record is from the annotation of a GenBank genome assembly.
AUGACUACUAUCGCUAGUAGGAAGAUUACACAAAGAAUUUCGUGUCUUUAUUUUCUUGCUACAAUGGCUGGUGAUGUGAAAAAAGAUGUUUUAUCUAUCAACGAAGAUCGUUCAACGGUAUCGAAAUUUGAUGAAAAGACUCGUAAAUUUACAACAAGCAAAAUCUUAAACGUCUCGAAUGAUUCUCCAAUUACUACCAGCAGUUCUCGACUUCAAUGGCAACACUACGAACUAUCUCAACAAGCAUUACCAAAACGAAUCGUUUCUCCAAUGUUACCUCAAUCAACCUCGUCAUAUACUUCAUCUAUUGAGCCGACUACGUAUACACCGAAUUACGAGCAAAAUCAAUCGAGUCCAAUUGGUCAUAACGAUAUCAUCGAAGAUCUUCAAUUAUUAAUCGAACAGCGUCUACCUGAUCUAUGUAUUCUCGAUGGUGAACCAUUUCGAUUUACAAAAGGUGCGAAGUUUUAUUGCACAGUGAAAGACAUUUUAACUAGUGACGGUGAAUUUUGGGUUGAACGAGAAUUAUCUUCUGGAAAUGAACGUAAAUUUCGUCAAUUUAUUGAAAUACUCUCCUUAGUUGCUGUUAGUUACGAAUCUCUCAAACAAGUUUAUGUCGGUCAGUUAGUUGCCUUACAUUAUGAAACAUCGUGGCAUCGAGCAUUGAUUGUAUCGAAAAGUGAAGGACCAACGAUUACGACACAACCAAGCGCUCGUGUACGACUUGUUGAUUACGGUUCAUCAUUAUAUGUCAAUGUUUCGCAGUUGAAAUGGUUACCUGAACAAUUUUAUUUAUUUCCCUUUAAAGCUGUGGAAUGUAUUUUUAGUGAAGCAGUCAAACCCACCUUUUCUGAUACAAUACGUUUAACAUUUAAACAACUUGUUUUAAACAAACGUUUACGUGCUACUGUUUAUGGUAGAGAUGGUACUCGUAUUUGUAUAUUACUGAAAUGUCAAACUGAUGAAGGUAAUAUCAAUGUUUAUCGAUAUCUACGUGCACAUGAACAUAAAUCCCCACAUGGUCGAAUGCUAGCCGAUGGAGAAAUUAUUACUUGUCUACGCAAUACAAUAUUAAGUAAUACAAACAACAGUUAUUUCGAUCAAUCAAUUCAAUCAAACCGAACAAUCAGCUUAACACUACCAACCCUGACACCGCCAUCGCCGAUCAAAUUAACACGUGAUCAGUUACAUAUUAGACGCGCUGAAAUCAGUAAAAUCUGCAAAGAACCAUCGGAUGAAAACAACAUACAUCGUACUCAUUUCAACUAUGGGAUCAGAAGUAACCAUCCACCGUAUUCACCGUCGUCGCAAAGCACACCAUUUUCGGCUGGUACCGUGAUUACGCCAAUGCCACACUUAUCUUUUAUUCCGCAGUGA